AUAAUUGUGGGAGGGAUUCGCAAACGAAGCGUGAUUUUAUCUAGUUUGAACAGCUCUAUAUGCAAGUUUCUAACGGUAAGAAAUACACGUGUUUGUUCCAAAACAGAUUCCAUUCGCCAAAUCCAUUACACUCCAUUCUAGUGUAUAGCUAUCUAUGAUACCAAUACAAAAUCUCGAACCGCAAACCAUCACGUAAGCAAUGUAUAGAAAAUUUCUAAUUGUAAGUAUUACGUCUCAUGCUCCGAUCAAAUCCGGUCACUGUAAAUUAAACCAUACAUUUGUUACGUAAAAUGUAUAAUACCUAAAUACGAAUAACAGUUUUCAAGGACGUGGUUCAAUGAUGAAAAGUUAAAUACACAAUUUGAAUCGGUAUAGCUGAUUAUGGAGAAGUUUCAAAAAAUUAGUAUCUGCAUCCUAAUAAUUCAGGGGGGCGAAUAGCGAUUUUUCAAAUAAUUAAACUGGCUGAAGCUGACAUGGUAAUGGACAAUGUGUAGAUACUGAGGUGCGAUUUGGUCCAGGUAACAUGACGAGGACAGGUAAUUGAGAUAUUUUUGGAAGCAGGAAAAUCAGAGUGUCGCGGUUGAGAGUCUUAAUGCAAGCAGUUAUGACCAUUUGGGUGUGAGAAGCCUGUUUUUUGUAAGUGCUUCGUGCUCAAACUCUCGGUAGGGACACCGUGACACACAUCAGUGGCAGCACACUAACGGUAUCCCCAAGUUGACCUACUCUUGAAGCCGUUCGUAGUCGUCGCACCUCUCUCCCUAGUCGGCCGACCAGCCGUAUCUACUGUUUCACUCUGCAACCGAACUGGGUACACUUUUUCCUUCGAACUACCAUGGGUACCCUGGUACCGGUGACAGCCAGUAAUGAGAGCCCCCUUGACUGCAGAGGAGCUUCUGUCUGACAUGUCUGACAUGUAGUCGUCUGUGGUGGGUACCACGAUCACAUCACAAACAACACCUCCAGCAACCCCAUAGUCAUCGUACUUGGAUGGCUAAUAUCGUGUCUUUUUGAAGUGCGUGUUUCGUUAGUGCUGCACUGCAGAGUGUUUGACUGACAAGCUCGAUCGUUGCCCGAGUGUACUGUUCACUAUUUUAGUGAACCAGUGACCCAAAUUUUUGGAUUAAGGUGAACCUGCACCUGCCAAUAAACACUUUAGCUAUGAGGAUUGUCAUGUUGUUUAUAUUUUUGGUGCUUGAGCUCCUGGUUAUUGGAUGUCAAGGAUUUGGAAGCGGCGGUCCAAGUAACCUUGGCUACGAUGCUUCUUCGGCUUGCAGCAAGCCAUACUCUAGGGCGGCAAGGGCUCGUUUUGAAAAUCUUCCUUGCGAUUUUAAACGCCAAAACUGGUGUACCGUUGCCGGAAGCACUUAUCCAUGGCACGCGGUGCGUCGGUUUGUACAGGAGAAUCAAGGAUUGAUGAGACGAAUGUACGGGGAUGAAAGACACAUCAGCGUUCUGAGAGCAGAGAUUGAAAAUAAUGACGUCAGUGAGCCUGAUAUAGACGAUGAAAUUUUUGAACAAGUUGAAGAUUCGAGAAACUUCGAGCGUGAAGAUGAAUUCAAGUUCGAAGAUACCGAUCAAGAAAAUAUGGAAGAUUUCGAAGACAGAAGCUUCACGAGCAGAGCUUUUGACGAUUCUGGCGGUAGAAGGAGAUUCAGUAAAUUCCCGAAACUGGGAGAUUACCCGAGACCUCAAUUCCGACCUGCCAGCAGUUCCAGGACGACUACGACGACAACGCAGACGUCAACCACAACGACUACUAACAGGCCUACAACAGAAUUAUCAGUUAACGACGACGCGGAGGAAUCGACGAAAAAUCCUAGCGACCGUCAAAACUCUACAAGUACCGAAAGAACUACGACUCCGGUUACAACGUUAGCACAAAUUGCGAAUAUACAAAAUCUGAGCAUAAACGAAAUCCCAGGACAGCUCGAUAAGCUGGAGGUGAAUUUAGAAAACCUUACAGACCUCCCUGAAAUCGUGGAGUCUACAACCGAUCGUACGACAUUUGAAACCGGCGUAACGACCGACCUACCAACAACGAUAAUCGUCGAUCGUAUCGAUGUACUGGUCCAAGAUGAACCAGCUAGAAACAAUUUAAAAGUGAACCCGAUUGUUGACCAGGUAUUUGCUGCGUCGGAGCAGCAUUUUAGGCCUAGACCAGAAUACAGACCACCAGAAGUUAGGCCUGCGACAGCCGCAACUGACAUGGAGGGUCAACUAUUUCAAGACGUCGCAGCAAAAGAUCAGGCUCAACAUGUUUUGAAACUAAGGGGAGUAAAUGCGUGUCCCGUAAAAGAGGAGGUAGUAGCACCGUUUUGGGCAAACAAUACUCGCGGCGAAGUGCUCGCCCUCCUGAAUCUUUAUCCAUUCGAGCAGUACGUUCAUUGGGAGAAAUGCACAAAUGAAAACAAACAGAUGUACUGCAGAGAUGGAUGCAGAUGCGAACAGCAGUACAGACUUCACAGGCUGUUGGCGUACGAUCCAAACAACGAAUGUCGUGGGAUUUUCAGUGACUGGUUUAAAUUUCCGAGCUGCUGCGUUUGUCGAUGUUAUGAUUUACCGGUAGAAUUUCGUGUUACAUCGCGAUCACCACGAGCGCAAAAACCACGCCGCAAACUAACAGAUCAAAUCCCCUCUGAGUGGUACAGACACGGAGGGUAGAUUUUCAAUUGCGAACGAUCUGGCAUAUAAUUUAUUGCUACAUCCGGCGAUAGCUGAAUAAUCACGGGAAGCAAAUCAAGUUUGGUAUUUACUUUGCGAGUUUCAAAAUUGAAUACGAUAAAACUGUACAUUAUCUAUGCGGACUUCGUUACUUCCUCCAGCCUCAUAGAGGACUGCGUUCGCAAGUUAAAAGUAUGUUCGCGAUAACAAGAUUGGAUCUACUGAAAUACUCAUAUUUUUAAUUUUAUGUAUGAUAUUUGUCGUUGAUUUAUAAAUACAACGACAAGAAUAUUGCAGUGUCACAAAUAGAUCACUUACGAAUAAAUCUCCCAUGAAUAUUGUAACUGCAACGCUGCGACAGCUGACGAACCCAAUAUAUCGCAUACGAUCUGGUUGUAAUUAUUAUUAUUAUUAUUAUUAUCAUUAUUAAUAUUAAUUUGUUGAAUAAUACGUAUUUAUAUUUACCUAGUUUUUUUUUACCAUGAUUUGCAAUAAAAAUAAUUCCCACUGAUGACUUGUAUUGUCAUACGAUCGUAUUUUUCUAUAUCAUGUGUGGAUAUGAUAGGCAUUCUGCUGGUUUUCUGCGACUAGAAUAAUGAUCAAUCAAUUAUGACCUGAAUUCAUUUCACACGACUAUUUAUAAUCCCCUAAAUUGCCAUUGAAAGCCGCGGAAAAAUAACUAAUAGUUUUAUCCUAAGUCUGGGAACAAAGUUAUAUUUAAUCGCAUUAUGGAUAACAUAUUAUUACUACUUAUUAAUAUUAGUAUAUAAAUGAAAUGGACAAGAAAUAUUCUGAUGAUUGGAACCGUUAUUCGUUAGAAUAAUCGGGGAAAAAGAAAAGAAGAAAAAAAAUAUUAUAUCAAUAUUGGACAAGGCUCGUGACUGGAAUGAUAAUUUUCCAUUUCUUGUUAUUUCAUUGUUUUAAUACUAUUAUUUAAAUUAUGAUAUAUAUACACCAUAUUCCUUAACUUAGUAGGUAAAAUAUAAUAACAAUGAUAUUACAAACUAAAGCUGCCUAUCGUCAUAAAAAUUAUCCUAUAAAAUUCUAAAUAUUGAAUAUCUCUGAAGAAUAUUAUAAUAUCGAUGUGAAUAUAGAUUACAUGUCUCAAAAUGUAAUGUUAUUUUAAUGGCUCUUGUUAUUAGUUUCACUAAUAUAAAAGACAAAGUAAGAGAAAAAUUCAAAAUUUUGAAUUUUCUUACCACUUUUGAUCCUGGAACAUUAGCCAGUGAGUAUCCGUUUUCUAUAACAACAAUUGCAUGUAAUUCUCGUACACUUUGAACACGUUAUAUACGCACAAUAUAAAUGCUGUUCUAUAGAAGAAAAGAAAUGAAACAAUGAUAAACGUUGAACGUUAAUACUAUUAUUGGGCAUCCACUUAGAGCAGAAAUUGCUUAAAACAACCUCCUUUUUCAACAAUACUACCUAAGAUUACUGUAUAUGAAUCAAUGUCAAAUAUAUAUUAUAUAAAGAAGCUGUGUAUAAAUAUAAAUAUUUAUAAAUACGUGCUAAAAACA
Messenger RNA from Athalia rosae (coleseed sawfly), 4175 nucleotides. RefSeq names its product protein spaetzle 4 (gene spz4). NCBI's taxonomy places the organism in Eukaryota, Metazoa, Arthropoda, Insecta, Hymenoptera, Athaliidae. Gene Ontology annotation, biological process: regulation of Toll signaling pathway; innate immune response; central nervous system formation. The record is from RefSeq and is a predicted model, not a curated record. Gene Ontology annotation, cellular component: extracellular region. The coding region runs from base 1159 to 2661 and encodes 500 amino acids. Gene Ontology annotation, molecular function: growth factor activity; Toll binding. The transcript is spliced from 6 exons.